This is a messenger RNA of Drosophila miranda, 1408 nucleotides long. RefSeq names its product guanine nucleotide-binding protein subunit beta-2 (gene Gbeta76C). Gene Ontology annotation, cellular component: heterotrimeric G-protein complex; cytoplasm. Lineage: Eukaryota; Metazoa; Arthropoda; Insecta; Diptera; Drosophilidae. Gene Ontology annotation, biological process: G protein-coupled receptor signaling pathway. Gene Ontology annotation, molecular function: signaling receptor complex adaptor activity; protein binding. The coding region runs from base 103 to 1143 and encodes 346 amino acids. The transcript is spliced from 6 exons. The record is from RefSeq and is a predicted model, not a curated record.
UUCAACAUUUAGUUUGUUUUGCGACGCGGUGCGAUAUAAAUCAACAUUGACUUGCAAAAAAUUGGUUUCCUUUCGGUUUCGUCCCUCGAUUAAUGCUCAAUCAUGCCUAAAAUUGAUCCAGAAACACAGGCCCUAUACGACGAAAUCAAUGGCAUGAUCGAGAAGUUUAAGGAAGACCAAAAGGCCAAGGCGGAUUGCACGUUGGCCGACAAAUGCGGCGACAUGAGUGAUGUGACCAAGCUCCGCUUCUCGUCGAAGAAGAUUCUCAAGGGUCACAUCAACAAGGUCAACUCGGUGCACUUCGCUGGCGACUCGCGCCACUGCGUCACUGGCUCGCUGGAUGGCAAACUGAUCAUCUGGGACACAUGGACAGCCAACAAAGUGCAGAUCAUACCCUUGAGAUCGGCCUGGGUGAUGACGGUGGCCUUCUCGCCAUCGGGAAAUUUCGUGGCCUGCGGCGGCAUGGAUAACGCCUGCACUGUCUACGAUGUGAACAAUCGCGAUGCCUCGGGUGUGGCCAAAAUGGUGCGGGAGCUCGUGGGCUACGAGGGCUUCCUCAGCUCCUGUCGCUUCCUCGACGAUAGCCAUUUGAUCACCGGAUCGGGCGACAUGAAGAUCUGCCAUUGGGAUCUGGAGAAGGGUGUCAAGACAAUGGAUUUCAAUGGGCAUGCUGGCGACAUCGCUGGCCUGUCGCUGUCUCCCGAUAUGCAGACUUACAUAACGGGCUCUGUGGACAAAACUGCCAAAUUGUGGGAUGUACGCGAACAGGGCCAUAAGCAGAUGUUCUUUGGCCACGACAUGGACGUCUCCUCUGUUUGCUACCAUCCAAAUGGCUAUGGCUUCGCCUCCUGCUCGGAGGAUCAGACGGCGCGCUUGUACGACUUGCGAUCGGAUCAACAAAUCGGCCUGUACGCCCCACCCCAGAAGAACACGGGCUUCACUUCGUGCGCUCUAUCGACCAGCGGGCGCUACCUAAUGUGCGGCGGCAUUGAGGGCAUGGUGCACUCGUGGGACACGAUGAAACAGAGGCAUACGGGCACACUGUCUGGACACGAGAAUCGGAUUACUUGCAUCAGCCUGUGCCCCAAUGGCAUGUGUCUAGCCUCGACCAGUUGGGAUCAACAAGUGCGCCUGUGGCUCUAAUUAACUUUAUUUUUUGUUGUUUUUGUUUUUGUUUUUGUAUUUGUAUCGCCGCGUGGACAACUAUGAGUUGGUCGCAGACUCGGUGGCUCUAAUCACUCCCGACUCCCGACUCCCGACUCCUGGCUCCAAUCCAGUCCAAUGGUCGAAUGCCGUCGUCUAAUAAUAUUUACUAACUUAAAACGUAGCUGUGGCGAGUAGUUAACCCAGAGCAAAUUGCAUGUGCGAGAAUAAAAUCUAUAAAGUAGCACUACUAACAACAAAAAUA